Lytechinus variegatus (green sea urchin) is the source of this 6828-nucleotide messenger RNA. RefSeq names its product Down syndrome cell adhesion molecule homolog. Bases 161 to 6577 code for a protein of 2138 amino acids. Gene Ontology annotation, cellular component: plasma membrane; axon. Lineage: Eukaryota; Metazoa; Echinodermata; Echinoidea; Temnopleuroida; Toxopneustidae. The transcript is spliced from 34 exons. Gene Ontology annotation, molecular function: protein binding. The record is from RefSeq and is a predicted model, not a curated record. Gene Ontology annotation, biological process: axon guidance; cell-cell adhesion.
AUUUUUUAUUGUCUUUCAUGCAGUGUCAGGUUUGGUGGUAUGUAACAAAGGACCGCAAUUCUACCAGGUGCCCCCAUCGGUAGUGGCCUUCGCGACUACUCAAGGAGGUCGCUUGACAUGCUCAGCCAUAGGCGAUCCGACUCCCGUCGUCAGGUGGGUCAUGGCGGUGGACGGAUCAUCGGUUCAAAACAUCGAUCACAUCCGGAUAGCCGAUGGCAACGGGACCCUGUCAUUUCCACCGUUCUCAAGCAAGGAAAUAAUACCCGAAGUCCAUGACGGAGUUUACCGAUGUAUCGCGACGAACCGGAUCGGAAGUAUUCGGAGUCCGGAUAUACGGGUCAAUGCCGUUCAACUGCAGGAAUACCAAGUUCAACUCCAUGAUAAUCAUGUGAUGAGAGGGAACACUGCUGUGUUCAAAUGCAACGUACCACGCUUCGUGAAAGACUAUGUAAACGUGACCGCCUGGACGAGGGAGUCUAGUCUCCUACAAUCAGAAGGGCGGUUCAGUGUGUUACCGAGCGGCGAGCUUCAUAUCCGUGACGUGCGGGACCGUGACGCGGGCCAGUAUAGGUGUACAGUACGUAACAGGCUUACCAAUAAUAACAAAGUGAGCCCUCCCGCGGUGCUUCAUGUUGCAGAGCCAGUGAACACAGCUCCAGAACUUAUCCAGUCCAAGUCUGAUUUCACGUUGCGAGUUGGUGAGACGGUCGAGCUUCCCUGCGUUGCUAGCGGAUACCCGUUGCCUACCUAUCAAUGGUCGAAAGAUGGCGCCCUAAUCACACCUGGCGAUACUCGGAGUUUUCGUGGCGGUAACCUGUUGCUAAGCAACGUGCAGCUGGAUAAUGCUGGUCGUUAUGACUGUGAAGCAGUCAAUGAGCUGGGUACUGUCAGUACAACACGUAAUGUUAUUGUUAGAGACUCGAUAGCUGUAUACUUCUACCCUCAAAAAAGGAGUGUCGACGUAGGAGCGUUCGCUACCUUCAACUGUUCUGUAUCGGGCUACCCGAUAGAGCAGGUCACGUGGUAUAAGAACGCGCAGCCAUUGGACGGGGAUGACCGCGUCACUGUAUAUGAGAACGGUACAAUGGUAGUGGCGGGCAUGCGCAGAGAUGACCGAGGAAUGUACCAGUGCGUGGCCACUAAUAGCUGGCAGACACAAGAAGCAACAAUGCAACUUUCUCUUGGUGCCGCGAAACCAAUCAUGUUGGCACACUUCACAAACCAAACGCUCCAACCCGGGCCUAACCUCCAGCUCUCCUGCACCGUAGCAGGCAACCCUACCCCCGAUGUGACCUGGCUGAGGGAUGGCUUGGCGAUACCCACUGACCACAGAUAUACAUUUAAUGACGUCAUCAAUGAAGAUAGUGACGUCAUAAGUUAUUUGAAUAUAUCGCGGUUGGUUAGUGAGGACGGAGGAUUGUAUCGAUGCGAAGCAACGAGUGUGUUGGGCGCAGUACAACAUGAGGAUCGCAUCAAUGUAAUAGGUCGACCCUUAGUGCGCCCUCUACCCGAUGUGAUCGCCAUAGACGGCACUGAUGUUUCCAUCCACUGUCACGUGGUUGGAUUCCCUAUUACAUCUAUCACGUGGUACAAAGGGUUAACUACACUUCCCUCUUCAAUGCGACACACAGUGUUCCCCAAUGGAACACUGGUUAUUGCUGACGUCACAUCGUACGGUGAUGGUGGAGAGUAUACCUGUGUCGCUAGCAACGCUCGGGGAGACCGCUCGGCAUCUGAUAUGGACCUCAUUGUUAAGGUUCCCCCAGUUAUCCAGCCAAUCGAACCCCUAACUCUUCGACAAGGUCAACGAACUCAACUCAUGUGCAUCGUCACCCGUGGUGACCUCCCCAUUCACUUCCGGUGGCUCAAAGAUGGCGAAGCCAUUCCUCAUGGGGUUGGAAUAGAGUUUGUGAAUGGCACCUUUUCAAGCUCUUUGGUCAUAGCUGAUGCGUCUACAGUGCAUGAUGGCCGCUAUACGUGUGAGGCCAGUAACCUAGCCGCGGCAGUCAACUACACAACAGCUCUUACUAUUCAAGUACCCCCUCGAUUUGUCGUUGAGCCACACAAUACAGCCGUAGUUCUCAAUCAUACAGUAGUGAUAGCAUGUAUGGCUAAUGGAAAACCGAAUCCUGAUGUUCAGUGGAAAAAAGCUCCAGGUCCAACGACGACCAAUUUCCGUGACCUCCCUGAUGACCCUCGGUUUGAGAUGCAGGAGAAUGGAUCUCUUGUUAUCCGGGAAGCCCGGGUAGAGGAUGCCGGCUAUUACUUGUGUCACAUCAGUAACAGCGUUGGAAUGGACAGCAAAACGGCUACACUCACGGUCUUUGUCCCUGCCACGUUUGAACAGCAACAGCAGAACGUCACCGUCGAACUCACUGAAAGCAUCACCUUAGAAUGCACAGCUACGGGUCACCAACCGCUCGAGAUCAUGUGGUCGAAGAAUGACGUCCCAUUCAAUCGCUUGUCUACGUCACGGUAUGAUAUCGAGACAGUGACUGAUGGCGAUAGUGUACUAUCUAGUAUGACUAUCUUCUCCGCGGUACGAGAUGAUACAGCCACCUAUAUCUGCCUGGCUCAGAAUCUACAUGGCGCCGAUGAGCACGUCAUACAGCUUUGGGUUCAAGAGAAACCAGAGCCCCCGACAGACCUACAUGUCGUGAACAAGACGAGUAGAGGUGUGCUGUUGUCAUGGCAACCAGCAUUUGACGGAAACAGUCCCGUGACGGGUUUCACAUUAGAAUACAAAAAUGCAUCAGAUGCUUGGCAAACGGGUCUGCCCCAGGAGCACGUACCUGCCGAUUUAAUCGGCUACCAAUAUAGUAUCAAGCAUCUGCAUCCAGCCUAUACUUACCAUGUGAGGAUAUUCGCAUUCAAUGCUAUUGGAAUCAGCGAUCCGAGCAAGGAGAUCCUCUUUGAUACUGAAGAAGAAGCACCCUCUGGUAUUCCUUUGAAUAUUGAGAUCGACGCCUUGACCUCGCAAAGCAUCCAAAUAACGUGGAGACAACCACGAGCAGAUCUACAAAACGGAUUCCUUCUCGGUUAUCACAUUCAGUAUCGUGAUCCGCAUUCACCAUUUCAAUCUCGGAUAGUUCCGGUUGAAACCAAUUACAUUGAGAGUCGGACUUUGACUAACCUCAAGAAGUUUACCCGCUACACUAUUCAACUGAGAGCUUAUAACCGGGUAAAUGUCGGACCAUGGUCUCCCCAACAGUUUGUUACGACUCUGGAAGAUGUUCCGAGCGAAGCCCCACAUGAUGUCUCUGCCAGAUCAGUCGGGUCAACAAACAUCAUGGUCUUCUGGAAUGCACCUGACCAAGAGUCCUUGAAUGGCAUCUUACAAGGAUACAGAGUCUACUACAGACCAAUCAGAGAGCACGAAGAUGAACUGGAUUACCAAAUUUACGAAACGACCGAGCUGUUUGCUGAGCUUCACAACCUACAGAAGUUUACUAACUACAGUAUAUCAGUAGUGGCCCAUACACGAGUUGGUGAAGGAGUGAGAAGCGAAGAGAAGAUAGUUCGAACAGAACAAGAUGUUCCUGAAGCUCCUGCGGACAUCAAAGCGCAUGCUGCUUCACCUACAAGUAUCAUGGUCUCUUGGCUCCCGCCACUCUAUCUUAAUGGAAUCAUCACACAUUAUCAUCUUAACAUCCAAUAUCGAGAAGGAGAAAACGAGGUGCGGCAGGAAAAGGAGUUGGAUCCUACAACGUUUUACUAUCUGGUAGAAGACUUGCAGACAGACUACGAAUACGACUUUUGGGUGAAGGCCAGCACCAUAGCCGGACAGGGAGAAUCAAGCCGAAUUGCUACUGAGAUACCGAUGUCUAGAGUACCGGCUCGCAUCAUGUCGUUUUCUACAACAUUAAUGUCACCAUGGAAACGAGCUGUCACUUUAGAUUGUCUACCAGUCGGUGAUCCAGUGUUGACUGUUGAAUGGAAGAAAAACAGAUUACCUAACGUUCUCAAACCAGACGGACGUGUCGAUAUCCUUGAGAAUGGAUCUCUGGUCAUCAAAUCCGUACAAUCGACUGAUGCAGGCAAUUACACAUGCCGUGCUAUUAAUGAAUACGGGUCAUCAGACUCGAUUACUGUACGCGUUCAAGUAUUGGUGUUGAACGAUACGACGGGUACCCCUCCUAACCCCCCGCAAUUGACCAUUGGCUCGACGUCUAACAGCGCUAUUAAGGUCAACUGGAGGUCAACCGGAAAUGGAGGUUCUUCGAUUGUUGCCUUUCAAUUAUUCUAUCAACGCACCCACGAGCAAACCUGGGAGCGCUACGACGUAAAUGCUUCUCUUCGUAGUUAUCGUGCGACUGAUCUUCUAUGUGGUACUGGAUACCGGUUUUACAUCACAGCUCGUAACAAGCUUGGUGUGGGUAAACCAAGUGAUAUACUCUCAGUCAGCACUCAAGGAGAAAUUCCUAUACCGCCCUCAACGGACAAGAUCGUGCCAUUCACCAAUGCUUCUAGUAUAACAUUAGUCUUAGCAAGCUGGCAGAGUGGAGGAUGUCCCAUCGAGUCGUACAGUAUACAGUAUCAGGUAUUAGGACAAGAUGACUGGGAGAAUAUUGCGAAUAAUCUGCCAGGAAAUACGAGGGAUUAUACAGUAGAUGACCUUCGACCCUUGACCUGGUAUCAGUUCCGGGUUACGGCUGUGAAUACUGCUGGUCCAAGCGUGUAUCCCUUCCGGGUCUCCACCGUAGCAUUCAGUGGUUCAGGUACUGCACCCCCUAUCAAGCAGAUCACAUCAAGGCCUUUAGCUUUCUACGAAGACCCGCGAUUAUUUGGACCAAUUCUUGGCAUUCUUACGCUCUUCGUCAUCCUCGGGUUCAUCAGCUAUUUCAUCCAUGGGUGUCGCCGACGUCGUAAGAAGGCCGUCAAGUCUCAGCAUGUCGUCGUUGAAACGCUGAGUGGACGGGAAAGUAACGGAAACUCCCCUUCGCAGCGUAAUAACAAUAAUCGCCCAACUGUCCACCUUCCACCGGAGAGGGAGCCGUUCUUAGGAGCUUACGAGAGAGCUGAAACAGUGGCUGUGAGACAAACACCUUGGAUAUUCAACGCUGACGAAGAGGAAGGUGAUUAUGCGAGCGAACCACGACGUCAUCACGGAUUAGCUGAUCCCUAUGCUACGUUCGAUUAUCACGAUGGAUCUAUAUAUCCGAGUAUGAGUACGUUUCGAUCCGAUGGAUCCAGCGGAAGUCUUAGUGAUUGCGGCGUUCUGAUGCACGAUGAGAGGCUAUAUGACAUCCCUCCGGAAGAGAUAGCGAGAAGAGGAUACUGUCGUCGUUAUCACACGUAUGCCCGCCUCGAUGACGUCAGACCUAGUCACACCGGAAGUAAAUCAGAUGGUCCCGGGUCACAGGCGGAUAGUUCCUCCUCUCCAUCACGAGGUAACAAGAGGCCUAGUAACGGAUCACUCUCUACCACAAACGAAUCAUCCAAUCGCGAAGAACUAGAACGCGCAUACUCGACUGGAAUGCGCAUAGAGGCUGCGCAGUUUGAGCUAAUCCAGUGCGCGAAUAAGAAACGUGAGGACUAUUCACCGGCGUCGAGUUCUAGCCGCUCGCAUGCGUCACGUGACCACCCUACGGUGACCAAUAGCGACAUAGAACACGGGAUCAGGAAUUUCACAGCGUCGCCACCAAUGCCUACAUUGCCGGAGACGAAUCACUAUGCACCGAGGAGAUACGUACAUACACUCGAAGGAGCCAGACCACGUGACCGGGCUCGGAUGUCACUUACGACAUCGCCCUCUCUUGUUCGAUCGAGCGAAGAGUCUAGUGACGUAGAUUUUGAGGUGGAAUCGUCGGAACGGGGUAGCAUUCACGUGUACCGGCCAAGCAGAUAUCGGUCUAAUAGACGGGUACCGAGACGGGGCUACGUCACGGCAAGGUCCGUUAUCAGAGCGGCCCGUGUACCGGGAAGAAAACACAGGCAUCCUAGCUCUCACCAGCAUGCCCGCCAUCAUCGAGGCACGCCGAGUAGCAGCUCACCCGAAACCGUACGAUCUCAUCCGAUUCAUUACCGAGCGCCUUCGAGUCCUUCCGAAGGUUAUAUUUCACUACCGUACGAUAGUUUUAGUGCUGCACACAGCGGGGUUACCGACAGUGACGCCGAACCGAGGAAACAUUAUGGUUAUUACAGACGAAGAGGGCGACCUCAGAUCAUUUGGACUCCCAGUGAUACCUUGCCUCCUGGAUCCAUUAGUGACCCUGAAAGAGGGCGCCAUCUACGUCACAUGAAUCCCAAACGCCAUGCUACGUCAGUUGGAGGGGUAAAGGUUGUGCAUCCGAUUCACCCGGAAACAGUUCGCUAUCACAUCCCAUCCGAGAUACGCGAGGAAGGUGAAUCGCCAAAGAAAGAACCUAGAUCAUGUAAACCUUUGAUGAUAACAUCUUACCCCUCACCGCCUCCGCCGCCACCACCACCACCAUCAUCACUGCCACCUAAACGGCGAGGCAGCCCGGAAGGCAACGAGCAAGAUGUGGAAGAAGAUAUUGAGAUUCAAGUCAUUGAUGAGUGCAGCAAAGCUAGUCCAAUAGGAGAUCAGCUUAGAGAGAGCAUUUCAGUCGUUUGAUCCGGCUCGUCAAAUAGUAAAACAAUACAGAGAGAACCUUUCGUUCUAUGAUCCGGUUUUUUCAAAGGAGAUCAGUUUAGGUAAAACAUUUCAGCUGUAUGACCUGGAUAUAGGAGAUCAGUUUACGGAAAUGAAAUAUUGCAGCCUCAUGAUCAUGAUGAUCCGGAUAGACUAAUAGAUCAGCUUAGAGGAAACAUUACCAUGAUUACGGUGGUAUGAUCCACCUUGUCCAGUAGAAGAUCAGUUAGAGG